GAGCACUGUACCGGAAACUGUCAAGCGCCCCGGCGGAAGUAAACAAAGAGGAAUUCAUUUAGUUUGGCGUGUGAGUGUGGAGGAUUGUGGAUUCUCCGCUAUAGAGUUGCAGCUGCAGCAGCGAUGUCUUCAGUUCAGUCUCUGAGAGAGUUUAUCAGCGAGCAACUCACUGCUGCUGCUGAAGAAAUCUUCAGACAGUUUGAGAAAACCAUCGUCCACUAUGAGGAGGAGAUGGAUCGUCAGCGCAGACUGCUGGAUAAUUGUAGCAGCUGGAGAGUACCGACUAAUCCACACAGACCAGAUCUGGAACCUCCAGGAGUCUUUGAGGAAGACCAGCCGCUCUGGAACCAGGAGAGGAGCAGCAGCCUGAGGGAGCUGCAGGUCAAAGAGGAGCAGGAGGAGCCGUGCAGCAGUCAGGAGAGGUGGCAGGAGAACAAUGUUUCCUCUGUGAAGGCUCCCUUUGAGGCAGAGUCACGCUGCGAGCAGCUUCUCUCUCAGAUCCCUCUCGUGCCUCAGGACCAGCAGGGUGGGGCGUACAUGGAGUUUGAUGGAGACGCAGAGGUGAUGUCGCAGCAGAGACCAAACAGAAGAGGCUGCACCGACCCAGAGGGUGCCUUCCUGCCAGAGCGCGACUUCAUGAUUGAAAACGACAACAGGGUCUGUAAAUGCAGCAUCUGUGGGAAAAGCUUGAAAGACAAAUACUCUCUAAAAGUCCACAACAAGAUCCACACGGGGGAGAAAGCCUUUUCCUGCCACAUGUGUGGAAAACGCUUCCGAUACAAACACGCCUUGAAGGUUCACGUCAGGAUCCACACGAACGAAAAACCUUUCAGCUGUCGAGUCUGCGGGGAGACGUUUCGUCAGAGCAGCAACCUGAUCAGCCACCUGAAGAGACACCAGGAGCACAUGCUGCUGCCGAGCAGCCAGGGCCGCAGGUGACAGCUGUCAGAGGAAGGUCACCUCACGUCUGUCAUCGUAAAAGCAUUUUUGGUAGAUGAACACCAGUAAAAAACUGAACUGAAAUCAUAAUUUAUUAUUAUUGUUAUAAUAAGAAUUUAUUGAUACUUCAAGAUUCUUAAUUCUGUCAGUAAAGCUAGGAACCAGAUAUUGAUAAAUCAUGUAAUAAAAUGGUUAUAGUAUAACGGGGUGGGAUUAUAUAAGUUCCUUUCCUUCCACUCCCUUUCAUUUAUUAAUAUGUCUAAUUAUCCUCAGUUUGAUUAGUUAUUGUAUGAAUGUAAAACUGAUGAUUGUAUUGUUUUGGUGUAUUAUUUCUAUUUGAUUGCUUGAAAUAAACCAUUUCAAAUCAUUAAAAUAAUCGGCUUAAAACCAGAGGAAUGUUUUGAUCACAACAUCAUUGCUAAUUUGAGUAUUUCAUCCUCAACUGCAAUAAAUUUGUAUUUUAAUCAUUUGUGUUAUGAAAGACUGAAGGAGUCAAAUGCACUUCAUCCGUGAUGUGUUGGUUUGUUUUUUUCAUCUAGAUUUAUGGUUUGUUGAAUGAUGAGCUAAAAUAUCUUGCUCAUUAAGGGAUAUAAUGGAUUGGUUAUGAAAUCAUUAGCUCUGUCCUGUGUGCACACAUUCUGUCACAGAUUUUUGUUGGUCAAAUCAAAGUUGUUUGAAACAAACUGUACACAACCGAACAUUUAAGUCUUAAAAAAUAAACCAAAUGAGUGAGUGUACAAACUGUGAUAAUCGAUGAUCAUCCAUAGUUAAAAAUCAGCUCUUUUUAAAUUAUGUUAUUAUCAAUCAUGUUUUUCUCUAACUGCAGCUUUGUCAUGAAGGGUUUUUUUUAAUUUUUUAUUAUACUAUGUAGUUUGAGAUCUUGCACUUGCUUAUGUGAACCACCAGAACGCAGCAGAGCUCUUCUUGAACUGGACAAAAGAACAGAAGAGCAAAUUUCCUGACAAUGUAUUCAGCACAAAUUCUGGUGGAAAAGUUUAUUAAGCUAAUUUUGUUACAGAUCUUAAUAAAAAAUGAAGUUAAAGCACAGAGUAAU
This is a messenger RNA of Oryzias latipes (Japanese medaka), 1993 nucleotides long. RefSeq lists its product as uncharacterized. Gene Ontology annotation, molecular function: DNA-binding transcription factor activity, RNA polymerase II-specific; RNA polymerase II cis-regulatory region sequence-specific DNA binding. NCBI's taxonomy places the organism in Eukaryota, Metazoa, Chordata, Actinopteri, Beloniformes, Adrianichthyidae. The record is from RefSeq and is a predicted model, not a curated record. Gene Ontology annotation, biological process: regulation of transcription by RNA polymerase II.